Trichoderma asperellum CBS 433.97 is the source of this 383-nucleotide messenger RNA. NCBI's taxonomy places the organism in Eukaryota, Fungi, Ascomycota, Sordariomycetes, Hypocreales, Hypocreaceae. The record is from RefSeq and is a predicted model, not a curated record.
UUUAGGCGUUAAUAUUUUCUCAAUUCGAAGCAAAAAAACUUAUACAUGCUUACUAGAUGGAGACACAAUUCUACAUGGGCUACAGAGUGUAAAGUGCCGCCUAUUUCAACAUCAAGGGGUUUGUUAAGCUGUUUAGCCAGCAUUUUUUGGGAGCUUCAACUCAUCAUAUCCAAUGCAGCACAUGAGAAUUAUUAUAAAUUCGUGAAUUGUGGGAGUUGUAUUUACUGUUACAUCAUGAGCUUGGAUUCCAGUCUUUAGCUAUGCUUCAUGCCUUGGUCUUGCUAGAUUUCGCAAAUUUCUGUUGCGCCAAUUUUCCUAGAACCGUAAGAGAUAAAAGCCUGCUUUUAGAAGGUUGACUGAGCCGCUCGGCCUGCGUCUCUUAU